Molecule: messenger RNA, 2160 nt
Organism: Zerene cesonia (dogface butterfly)
Lineage: Eukaryota; Metazoa; Arthropoda; Insecta; Lepidoptera; Pieridae
Gene: Hacl
Product: 2-hydroxyacyl-CoA lyase 1
Exons: 12
Coding region: 203-1912 (569 amino acids)
Biological process (GO): fatty acid alpha-oxidation
Cellular component (GO): peroxisome
Molecular function (GO): thiamine pyrophosphate binding; catalytic activity; magnesium ion binding
Source: RefSeq, a predicted model, not a curated record
UAAAGUGUAUUCGGUACGUAUAUCUUAUUCGUUGUGAGAUAAACUCUAAAGCAUUAAAUUUGUUUUAGAAUUUCCAUCCUUAAAUCAAUUGAGAUAAAGUCAUAAUUUGAACUACCGAAAUAUUUAAAUAUCAGGGCGUUUAAUAAGUACUUCUCGUGCAACUAUAAGAUCUAUCCACAUAUCGACAAAAUUAAAUCAAGCAAUGGGCAUCGAUGGAAAUAAUAUUUUAGCCGAAAGCUUAAAAAAACAGGGCAUAGAAUAUGUUUUCGGCAUAGUAGGUAUUCCGGUUAUUGAAACUUCUAUGGCUUUCCAAUCUGUGGGCAUCAAAUAUGUGGGAAUGAGAAAUGAACAAGCAGCGGCUUAUGCAGCUCAAGCUAUUGGUUACCUUACAGGGAAACCAGGAGUAUGUCUUGCAGUAUCUGGUCCAGGGCUUCUCCACUGUAUAGGAGGUAUGGCCAACGCACAAGUAAACUGUUGGCCUCUGCUGGUUAUAGCUGGCUCUUGCCCAGAAGAUCAUGAAGGUAUUGGAGGAUUCCAAGAAUGGCUUCAGGUAGAGUCAAGUCGCCUCUACUGCAAAUAUGCGGUGCGACCUCCAUCGCCGAAACUCAUUCCAUUACACGUAGAGAGAGCCGUACGCAGUGCGUGCGCGGGCCGGCCCGGUGUGGCUUACCUUGAUAUGCCAGCUACUUUGCUUAUGGGGGAAGUAGAAGAAGACAAAGUGCCGCUAGACUACUACACGGCGGGGCCCCUCACCCUGGCCCAUCCGGCCCCCGAGCUGGUCGCCCGCGCGGCCGAGCUCCUGAGCAAGGCCCAGCGGCCGCUGGUAGUGGUUGGGAAGGGCGCGGCGUACGCGCGCGCUGAGCACGCGGUGCGCGCGCUCGUGGAUAGCACCGGGAUACCGUUCCUGCCUACGCCGAUGGGUAAGGGCGUGGUACCCGACGAGUCGCAGUACUGCGUGUCGACGGCGCGCACGCAGGCGCUGCUCCAGGCAGAUGUAAUUCUCUUACUGGGCGCGAGACUUAACUGGAUGUUGCAUUUCGGUCAGCAGCCGAGGUUCGCGCCUGAUGUUAAAGUUAUACAGGUAGACAUUUCACCCGAAGAAUUCCACAAUAGUAUCAAAUCAGAAGUGGCCGUACAUUCCGACAUCAAGCCAUUCGCUGAGGCUCUCGCACAGAAACUGGCGAGCAAGAAGUUCUCAUUGCAACCCAAUAACAGCCCCUGGUGGCAGGCGUUGAAGGAAAAACAAAAGAAAAAUACGGAAUUCGUUGAGGCGCAAGCGAACAAUAAAUCACAGCCCUUAAAUUACUAUGCAGUGUUUAAAGCAGUUCAAGCGAAUAUCCCCAAGGAUUCGAUAAUAGUGAGCGAAGGAGCAAACACUAUGGACAUUGGCAGAGGAAUGUUACUUAACAAUCAAGCUAGGCAUAGGCUGGAUGCUGGUACUUUUGGGACUAUGGGGGUUGGCCCAGCAUUCGCAGUAGCAGCGGCGAUGUGGUGCCGAGACUACGCGCCAAACAAGCGAGUCGUUUGCGUUGAAGGAGAUUCCGCGUUUGGCUUCUCAGGAAUGGAGAUUGAAACCAUGUUCCGCUACAAGUUACCAGUGAUUAUUAUAAUUGUGAACAAUAAUGGUAUAUACAGUGGAUUUGACAAAGAAACCAUGACGGAUAUUCAGUCUUCUGGCGAAAUCGCUCAGUGUACUCCUCCAACUGCACUAACCAGCGAGGUUCGUUAUGAGAAAAUGAUGGAAAUGUUCGGCAGUUCCGGCCACUUAUGCCGAACAGUAGAAGAAAUCGAAUCAGCCAUUAAAGCCGCUAUUCAAGUCACAGACAGACCCAGUAUUAUCAACAUAUUGAUCAAUCCACAAGCCAACAGAAAACCGCAAACAUUCAAUUGGCUUACUGAGUCUAAACUGUGAUGUUGUGAAACUCUAUGACAUUUUUAUACUUUUAUGUUGUUUUACGGUAAAUCAAGGGAGCUUAUAUUUCUAUUGUUAUUGAAUUGUUUUUAUAUAACUGUUAAUGCUCAAAUAAAAAACAGGUUAAGGUUUAAGGAUAAUUUUUAUAUUGUCUGUCUAUUGAGUCAUUUAUAAUGUCACAUCACAUGUUUGUAUAUGUUGAACUUAAAAUUAUAUAAUAAUAAAUAUAUUAUUUGUUAUAAACUAAA